GUGGUUGAAGGAAAAUUCCAACUCAGUAAAUUCAAGGGCGCGCCAGACCGUUCCUCAAAUCUUCCAGAAUCUGACUCCGUUCCCGUCAUCAUAUCAUCACCAGUCUCAAGGACACAGAACAGAGCUGAGAUCGUAUCGCCGAUAAUAGCAGGCCCGUCUCCAUAGGGGCUUGUUCGAGCUAGCGAAUCCCAAAACAAAGAAAUCUACAAAAGAGAUUUCAUCUAAGAGAGACGAGGAGGAGGAGGGAGAAAGGGGCGAGGCGAUGGGGGACCAUCACAAUCUCGGCCUAAUAACAAGGCGGCGGCGGCUCUGCUGCCGUCGCAUGAUUCUGAUGCGAUCCGAGGCGAGCAGCUGGUGCAGAUCAUCAUCCCCAUGGAGUCCGCCCACCUCACCGUCUCCUACCUCGGCGAACUCGGCCUCCUUCAGUUCAAAGAUCUUAAUACAGAAAAGAGUCCCUUCCAACGGACAUAUGCUGCACAGAUUAGAAGAUGUGGUGAGAUGGCACGGAAACUUCGGCUUUUUAAAGAACAAAUGACAAAAGCAACUAUAUUGCCUUCAGCAAUGCCCAUGACUAUAAACCAUAUAGAUUUUGACGACCUCGAGUCAAGGCUCGGAGAACUGGAAUCUGAGCUGAUGGAAAUUAAUGCAAAUAAUGAAAAGCUGCAACGGACUUAUAAUGAGCUGUUGGAAUAUAUGCUUGUUCUUCAAAAGGCUGGCGAAUUUUUUCACUUAGCUCAAAGUGAUGCUACUGCCCAACAGAGAGAAAUUGAGGCUCGGCCGGUAGGGGGUGGUCUUGAAAGUCCUUUGUUAUUGGAGCAAGAAAUGCUAAGUGAUCCAUCAAAGCAAGUAAAGCUUGGGUUUGUUAGUGGCCUUGUACCAAAAGAAAAGUCCAUGGUUUUUGAAAGAAUUCUGUUCCGUGCUACCCGGGGGAACAUAUUCCUUAAACAAGCUAUAGUUGAUGAACCUGUCACAGACCCGGUUUCAGGAGAAAAGGUUGCCAAAAAUGUCUUUGUGAUAUUUUACUCUGGAGAAAGAGCAAAAUCCAAGAUUCUCAAGAUAUGCGAAGCUUUUGGAGCAAAUCGCUACCCUUUUACGGAGGAUGUAGGCAAGCAAAUGCAGAUGAUUAAUGAGGUAUCUGGAAAAAUUUCAGAGCUAAAGAUGACUAUCGAUGUUGGAUUGACUUACCGUGAUAAUCUACUGAAAAAUAUUAGCUUCCAGUUUGAGCAGUGGAAUAAUCUGGUGAGGAAAGAGAAGUCUGUGUACCACACUUUGAACAUGCUCAGCCUUGAUGUGACAAAAAAAUGUUUAGUUGCUGAGAGCUGGAGCCCUGUGUUUGCUACUAACCAGAUUCAGGAUGCACUGCAGCGGGCUACUUUUGAUAGCAAAUCCCAAGUUGGGUCCAUUUUCCGAGUUUUGCAUACAACAGAAUUGCCUCCCACAUAUUUCAGGACAAACAAAUUUACUUCAGCUUUCCAGGAGAUUGUGGAUGCAUACGGGAUCGCCAAAUAUCAAGAAGCAAAUCCUGGUGUAUACACUAUUGUUACAUUUCCAUUUUUGUUUGCUGUCAUGUUUGGUGACUGGGGUCACGGUUUAUGCUUGUUGGCUGCUACAUUAUAUUUCAUUCUUCAAGAAAAGAAACUAUCUUCUCAGAAACUUGGGGAUAUCAUGGAGAUGACAUUUGGUGGUCGCUAUGUAAUUAUGAUGAUGGCUGUGUUUUCAAUUUAUACAGGGUUUAUCUACAAUGAGUUCUUUUCUGUUCCCUUUGAUAUUUUUGGGUCAUCUGCCUAUGCAUGCCGUGAUGCUUCCUGCAGAGAUGCUACUACAGCGGGAUUAAUCAAGGUGAGACCUGCGUAUCCAUUUGGUGUCGAUCCCAUAUGGUAUGGUAGCCGAAGUGAAUUACCAUUCUUGAACUCUUUGAAGAUGAAGAUGUCAAUCCUUCUUGGUGUUGCACAAAUGAACUUGGGCAUCAUGUUAAGUUAUUUUAAUGCCAAGUUCUUCAGGAACAAUCUGAAUGUUUGGUACCAAUUUGUCCCUCAGUUGAUCUUUUUGAACAGUCUGUUUGGUUACCUUUCACUACUCAUUAUUGUUAAAUGGUGCACUGGUUCAAAAGCGGAUCUUUAUCAUGUAAUGAUAUAUAUGUUCCUUAGCCCAACUGAUGAUCUUGGUGAAAACCAGCUAUUUCCUACUCAGAAACUGCUCCAGCUUGUAUUACUCUUGCUAGCAUUUAUUUCUGUUCCCUGGAUGCUAUUACCGAAGCCUUUUCUCCUAAAGAAGCAACAUCAAGAAAGACACCACGGCCAGUCCUAUGCCCCGCUUCAAAGUACUGAUGUUGACGUGCUUGAGGAGCAAAAUCAUGGUUCCCAUGAUGAUGAAGAGUUUGAAUUUAGUGAAGUUUUCGUCCACCAGCUGAUACACACAAUUGAGUUUGUACUUGGAGCAGUUUCAAACACAGCAUCCUACCUCCGGCUUUGGGCCCUAAGUCUUGCUCACUCAGAGUUAUCUACCGUGUUUUAUGAGAAGGUUCUUCUUCUUGCUUGGGGCUAUAACAACAUAUUUAUUCUCAUCAUUGGUGUGAUCGUGUUCGUUUUUGCCACCAUUGGUGUUCUUCUUGUUAUGGAGACACUCAGUGCCUUCUUACAUGCCUUGAGGCUUCACUGGGUGGAGUUCCAGAACAAGUUUUAUGAGGGAGAUGGGUACAAGUUCGCACCAUUCUCAUUUGCGUUGCUGACCGAUGAGGAUGAUUAAAUAGCACAAUGGUUGAUCUCUGCUCAAAUUUCCGAUUCAUUUGUAUCUAGAGUGACAGUGGUUAUUGGUACAUGGUGAAUAAGGCGAGGAAAAUGAAAAUAAAACCACAAGAAAGUACUGAUAAAUCCUUUCCAUUAUCACAGAGUUCCAGGCCGGUAUUGGGCCCAUGAGUGUAUAAUAUACAAGUGGACAAAGGUUAGUUAAUUAAGGGUCAUUUUAGCACGUUCCUGGUGUUAUGUUACUAGCGCUCUGUUGAUAUUAUUGUGAAUAAUCGUUUGUUUUGUGCAUGUAUCGGCUUCUCAGAUAUGGUUGAGAUUGUAAUUAGAUUGUUUCCUUAAAGUCAGUCAAACCGAAAUGUUACCUUUCUCCAGCUUAAUUUAUUUUUUCCCUGGAUUCUUCGUU
This is a messenger RNA of Asparagus officinalis (garden asparagus), 3147 nucleotides long. RefSeq names its product V-type proton ATPase subunit a3-like. Bases 373 to 2745 code for a protein of 790 amino acids. Gene Ontology annotation, molecular function: proton-transporting ATPase activity, rotational mechanism; ATPase binding. Lineage: Eukaryota; Viridiplantae; Streptophyta; Magnoliopsida; Asparagales; Asparagaceae. The transcript is spliced from 18 exons. Gene Ontology annotation, biological process: proton transmembrane transport; vacuolar acidification. Gene Ontology annotation, cellular component: vacuolar proton-transporting V-type ATPase complex; vacuolar proton-transporting V-type ATPase, V0 domain. The record is from RefSeq and is a predicted model, not a curated record.